This is a messenger RNA of Microtus oregoni (creeping vole), 4075 nucleotides long. It is a transcript of the gene Tuba8, whose product is annotated as tubulin alpha 8. The transcript has 5 exons. Gene Ontology annotation, cellular component: microtubule; cytoplasm. The record is from RefSeq and is a predicted model, not a curated record. Gene Ontology annotation, biological process: mitotic cell cycle; microtubule cytoskeleton organization. Gene Ontology annotation, molecular function: GTP binding; structural constituent of cytoskeleton. Lineage: Eukaryota; Metazoa; Chordata; Mammalia; Rodentia; Cricetidae. The coding region runs from base 161 to 1510 and encodes 449 amino acids.
UCCGCUGGCACUGUGAUGCUGCAGGGCAACUGCUGGCCCAGCAUGUCUGUCUCCGGCCCCCUCCCUCGCAGUGUGUCACAACCGCGGAGGCUGCCGUAUCUGGAGCAGUUGAGGUGGGCAGGCCCAGCUGGGAGGCGAGCGGGCGAGGAGAGCUGCCACGAUGCGGGAAUGCAUAUCAGUCCACGUGGGUCAAGCUGGAGUUCAGAUUGGCAAUGCCUGCUGGGAGCUCUUCUGCUUGGAACAUGGCAUCCAGGCAGAUGGGACCUUUGGCACUCAGGCCAGCAAGGUCAACGAUGAUGACUCCUUCACCACCUUCUUCAGUGAGACUGGCAAUGGCAAGCAUGUGCCCCGGGCUGUCAUGGUCGACCUGGAACCUACGGUAGUAGAUGAGGUGCGGGCAGGAACCUACCGCCAGCUCUUCCAUCCCGAGCAGCUGAUCACGGGGAAGGAGGAUGCGGCUAACAAUUAUGCCCGUGGGCACUAUACGGUGGGCAAGGAGAGUAUUGACCUGGUGCUGGACCGCAUCCGUAAGCUGACAGAUGCCUGCUCUGGCUUGCAGGGCUUCCUCAUCUUCCACAGCUUCGGAGGCGGCACAGGCUCUGGCUUCACCUCUCUCUUGAUGGAACGCCUUUCCCUUGACUAUGGCAAGAAAUCCAAGCUAGAAUUUGCCAUCUACCCGGCACCACAGGUCUCCACUGCAGUGGUAGAGCCCUAUAACUCCAUCCUGACGACCCACACCACCCUGGAGCACUCAGACUGUGCUUUCAUGGUGGACAACGAAGCCAUCUAUGACAUCUGCCGCAGGAACCUGGACAUCGAGCGCCCCACCUAUACCAACCUCAACCGCCUCAUCAGCCAGAUUGUGUCCUCAAUCACUGCCUCUCUCCGCUUCGAUGGAGCCCUCAAUGUGGACCUCACAGAGUUCCAAACCAACCUAGUACCCUAUCCCAGAAUCCAUUUCCCGCUGGUCACGUAUGCACCCAUCAUUUCUGCGGAGAAAGCCUACCAUGAGCAGCUGUCUGUGGCAGAGAUAACUAGUUCCUGCUUUGAGCCCAACAGCCAGAUGGUGAAGUGUGACCCGCGUCACGGCAAAUACAUGGCCUGCUGUAUGCUCUACCGUGGGGAUGUGGUACCCAAGGACGUGAAUGUCGCCAUUGCUGCCAUCAAGACCAAGAGAACCAUCCAGUUUGUUGACUGGUGUCCCACAGGUUUCAAGGUGGGCAUCAACUACCAGCCCCCCACUGUGGUGCCAGGAGGGGACCUGGCUAAAGUCCAGCGAGCCGUGUGCAUGCUGAGCAACACGACAGCCAUCGCAGAGGCCUGGGCCCGCCUGGACCACAAGUUUGAUCUCAUGUACGCCAAGCGGGCCUUCGUACAUUGGUAUGUUGGAGAGGGAAUGGAGGAAGGAGAGUUUUCCGAGGCCAGGGAGGACCUGGCUGCGCUGGAGAAGGAUUAUGAAGAAGUGGGGACUGAUUCAUUUGAAGAAGAAAAUGAGGGGGAGGAAUUUUAAAUAUACACCUGCCCCAUGACUGCGUCUCGUUGUUUGUGUUGCUCCACUCUAACUGUGGUGAGUUCAUCUCCUAGCACUGUUCACGGACGGACAGACAGACAGACAGACAGACAGGGCAGCAGCAGUUGUGCCUGCUCACUCCCCCUUUUCUCUUCUUAGUAUGCUGUACUCACGGUUGCAUGGGAAAAGGAAACCACAGAAAGAGAAAGUGAGAGACUGGCCUGUCGGUACCAGCCCAGUGCCUGUCCUACAUAGAUUAGGGCUCUUGACUCCAGCACAUGGGUACCGAGCACACAGGGAGCCCCCUCCUUCCCCUGGAAUGAGAACAGCUUCAUUCCUAUAGAAUGAAGUUAAGGUGGACAAGUCACACACGCACGGGGUGGGUGGGGUAAGGAGGUACAUGAGAAAUCUUUAUUCUAGGUGGGGUAGGCUGCUCACCCCUAAGACAGGGCCUGCUGGGUGAGGAAUGGGGUAACACCAGAAAAUUCCCACUCUUGGAAGAUGCCGUGGAGAGAGCAAACAGGAACUCAUGAAACGGAUCUGUGGCACAGCUCUGAGCUCAUGUGGAUCCAUCAUGAUCCCCCUGGAGGGGGGAUAUCCCAAGACCCUCAUUAGGUGUUGACAGCCACCAAGAGUCCUGGCUCUGUAUGUAUGUUUGUACAUAUGUAUGUGUGUGUGUGUAUUUUAAUACUUACAUUAUGAAAUACAAUUUACAUAUCAGCACAGUGAAAGAUUAACAGUCGCCAUCAAUGAAAUACAACAACUACAACAGAACUCCAUAAUAAAAAUAAUUCAAAGACUUGGGGUGUAGUUCUGUGGUGAGCAGGUCCUUAGCCUGUGUGAAACCCUGGGUUCAUUUUCUCCCACUGUACUCAGACAGACAGACACAGAGCAGAUGAGCCUGCUUGUUCCUGUUUUCUUAUCUGAGGAUGCUGUACAUUCUCUUCUAUGGGAAAAGAAAACCACAGGAACAGAAAGUGAAAUCGUGGUGCCUACAGUCUGUCCUCGGCCCUAGGCACUGUCCCCAGAGCUAGAGAAUCAUGCAUGUGACAGCUUCCUGCCUUCCUGAAUACAUGUUUAGAUAAUGAGGUCACUUUAGAUUUCAGACAGCAAUGACAGUAUUUGGAGUGUCAUUGUGGAGCCCAGAGAGCACGAUUCCACAGAUCCUGGGCUUAGAAGGGAACAAGUGCGGGUCUGAAGGCAAGAGAGACGCUCGCUAGGAGGGUGGGAAGAUGGGCAGGUGCCGGGUCUGUCCAUCCUCAGCAUCAUGGAUGCUUAUACGUCUCCUAAGUGAAACACAAGCACUCGAAGGCUUGAAGAAGCUUCACUGUCCUGAGCUCCAGUGCUCCCAACAAUCUCAGGAUGAAGUUUUGGGUCAUUCUGGAGGGGACACUGAGGUAUGCAGAAGCAACUGCUGGAGACCGCAAGGUUCCAACACCAGGCCUCUCUCCACUGUUUCUGACUCUUGUGCUUCUGCGUUCCUCAUGAAGUAGCCCACAGCAGAAACAAGUCUGCCAUUUGCCAAGGAGAGGAUGGGGGUGCAGUGCCUCGCUCAGCCAGCACUCAGGAUUUCAGGCAAUUGGAAUGCUGUUAUUGUUUAGUUACCUGUAAGACUUCCAGGGUCAAGCCCCUUGUGCUAUGGGUCCUUGUGUAUCAAGUGUUCCCAGAAACUUUCCAGUCUAUUGCUUGGGAGCCCUGAGAGAAGUAGAAUGUCCUUGUCCAAGAAAAGGAAGGCUAGGCAAGGUGUGUAACAACCUGCUUUCUGGCCCUUCUGUGCAGGAGAUCAUGGUGCUAGGAAAGCAAGUCCAGGACUUGCUUAGGAGGUGGAGGAGUGUUGUUUUAGAACUGGAGAUUAGUGUCCCCACGUGAGGGUGGCUAGGGAAGCAAGUGCCUGCCAUUCCCAGGGCCAGUAGCUCCUAGCCUAUCACAUCAGCUUGAGGCUUCUUAGGAAGGUGAAGUAGAGAGCUGGAGAGAUGACUCAGUGGUUAACACUUCCUGCUCUUCCAGAGAACCUGAGUUUGGUUCCCAGUACCCACAUCCAACAGCUCACAGUCUGUAACUUCAUUCUCAGAAUAGAUGACAUGCUCUUUUGGCACCUGUAUGCAUGAUAUGCGCACCAACACAAAACGCACAUAUGUAUUUGGAAUUUAUUAGAAUGGCUUACAGGCCAGCUAAUCCAACAAUGACUGUCUACCAGUAGAAGGUCCAAGAAUGCAGUAGCUGUUUGGUCACAAGGCUAGAUGUCUCAGCUGGUCUUCAGUAUACACCAGAAUCCCGAAGAAGUAGGCCAGGGAAGAAAUGGUUUUGCCAGAGAGAGAGAGAGAGCAAACAGACAAAGAGAACAAGCUUCCUUCUUCCAUGUCCUUUACAUAGGCUGCCAACAGAAGGGAUGACCUAGAUUAAAGGUGGAUCUUCCUACCUCAAAAGACCCAGAUUAAAAGUGGGUUUUUCCGGGGCUGGAGAGAUGGCUCAGAGGUUAAGAGCACUGGCUGCUCCUCCAGAGGUCCUGAGUUCAAUUCCCAGCAACCACAUGGUGGCUCACAACCAUCUGUACUGAGAUCUUGC